Messenger RNA from Pestalotiopsis fici W106-1, 516 nucleotides. RefSeq lists its product as uncharacterized. Bases 1 to 516 code for a protein of 171 amino acids. NCBI's taxonomy places the organism in Eukaryota, Fungi, Ascomycota, Sordariomycetes, Amphisphaeriales, Sporocadaceae. The transcript has a single exon. The record is from RefSeq and is a predicted model, not a curated record.
AUGGUCUCCUUUGAUUGCAAGAUCCUGGUGGCAUCUAUAGCAGUCGCAGCGGUGUCAGCUGGCUAUCACGUGUCACCACCACCACCACCGCCGCCGCCGCCGCCGCCGACCACAGUUUCUCCAGACUGUUUCACUCUCUCUGCUCUCUAUGCCAACGGAACACAUGCAGGUCUCCUCUAUCUCUACGAGCACGCCGAGUCCCAUUAUGGGUCCCUCACGAACUAUCAACCAGGGGCAGCGAAACUGGCUCUGGACACCAGCACUGGCAGGCUGAUCGACUAUGAAAGCGCCCCAAAUCACAAUGGACUCAUUGCAGCAGCCUAUCGAAAUGCAGGUUUCUUUUCUGAAGUAUUCUUUAAGACAGAUGCACAACUCCAGGGUAUCUCUGAUUAUAUUGCACUCAAAUGCGAGCUAAGCAGUACUGGUAUCCUCACCUGCAAUCAUCCAAUGAAUGCAAAAAAUUUCUUUCAAUGUAAGUCGUCAUACUCCGAGGUGUCAGAUGUCAGCCUACUCUGA